CCUCCGGCUGCCUUACGACGAAGAAGUAAGCGAAAGAAGCGAAAAUUGUAAACAGCCUACUAAAGGUUGAGUUGCCCUUCUCGUACGGACAGUUUCGUUUUCUCCCUGUCGCUAGAGGCACAACCAAGACGGCAAGGAAAUAGCACCAGGUUGAUGGAGAAGAAUGGCCCGAAUCUCGUUGGACUGUCCCUACUCUUUACCAGGGAUCCCCCUCAGUGUGCUGUCGGUGCCCAUGGAGAAUAAAUACAAAUGUCAGCAGUGUCUCCAGGUCCUGAGGAGGCCUGUCCAGGCUCAGUGCGGCCACCGCUUCUGUCUAUGCUGCUUCAAGCAGCUCACCAGUUCUGGCCCAAAACCUUGUGAAGCCUGCCGCCAAGAAGAAAUAUAUGAGGAGCCUAUUUCCAUUCUGAAUAGUAAUGAGGCAUUUCCAGACAAUGCAGCAGGUCGAGAAAUUGCAAGUCUGCCAGCCAGGUGUUUGAACCAAGGCUGCAACUGGACAGGCUCAAUAAAAGAGUAUGAGGCUCAGCAUGAAGAUCGCUGUAAAUUCGAGCGGAUUCAGUGCGAGGCCUGCAAAACCAUGGUCCUUCGUACAGAGAAGGACCGCCAUAAUGAAAGAGAAUGUGAGGCAAGAACGCUCAACUGCAAAUACUGCAAAAUGACCUUCAACUUUAAAGACAUCAAGGCCCAUGAUGAAAUCUGCCUGAAGUUUCCAUUACAAUGCAAGGACUGUGGCAAGAAGAAGAUCCCAAGAGAAAAGUUCAACGACCACAGCAAGACCUGUGCCAAGUCAAAGAGCGCCUGUCCAUUCAGUGAAGUGGGCUGCAAAUCUGUGGUAGAGAACGGGAAGCUCAGCGACCAUGAGCACAGCAACAACAUGGAGCACUUGCGUUUACUGCUGUCCAUGGUGCUGUCAGUGAGUCGGACACGUGCAGAGGCUUCUGGUCCCGGGGAGUGGCAGGAUGACUAUGGUCUGGGCCUGUACCGGGGUCCUGGCGAGGGACUCAUUUCAGAGGCCGGAGCUGAGGUCUCUGUGGACCUGGAAACAAAGGUGAAAGCUUUAGAAAACAUCGUGUGCGUCCUGAACCGGGAAGUGGAGCGCAGUUCAGUUACAUUGGAGGCUUUCUCACAUCAACAUCGUUUAGACCAAGAAAAGAUUGAAAAUCUGUCCAACAAAGUACGACAGCUUGAAAGGAUGCUGAGUGCGAGAGACUUACAGCUGUCUGAGACAGAGCAGCUGGUGCGAGAACUCCAGUUCUGCACGUACGACGGGAUAUUUGUCUGGAAAAUCUCAGACUUCUCACGCCGCAGGCAGGAUGCCGUGGCCGGUCGAACACCAGCAAUGUUCUCACCUGCAUUUUACUCCAGCAAAUAUGGAUACAAAAUGUGUCUGAGGCUGUAUCUGAACGGCGAUGGGACGGGUCGAGGGACACACCUUUCACUGUUCUUUGUUGUCAUGAGGGGCAAGUGUGAUGCUCUGCUCAAAUGGCCAUUCAGUCAGAAGGUGACUCUGAUGCUCUUGGAUCAGAACAACAGGGAGCACAUUAUCGAUGCUUUCCGCCCUGACGUCACCUCCACCUCCUUCCAGCGGCCGAUCAGUGAGAUGAACAUCGCCAGUGGCUGCCCGCUCUUCUGUCCACUGGCUAAACUGGCUGGCAAGAGCCCCUAUCUGAGAGAUGACACAAUUUUCAUUAAAGCCAUUGUAGACCUCACAGGUUUAUAAAGUGUAGACUGUGGAAGCUGCACCAAAAAUAUAUAGAAAACAUAACAAUAAUGAUAAUAUAUAGCUAUAUAAUAUUUUUUAAACUAAAACACAUUAUAAUAUAAAAUAUGUGAGAAUGAUAUUACAUUAUAUCAUAUUUACACUAUACAUUAUAAUAUAAUCAUUUAUAAGAGUCACAUUAUGUUGGAGCUAGUGCAGCAUCAUGGUGGUAGAUCCUUAAUGGGUUUAAGAGCAAGCGAGAAAGUGAAAUGGUUCUUUGAUGAUAAAAGAGGUCUGCAAUCAUCUGUCAUCCGAAUGUGACCCUCUAAUUAUUCAAAUGAACUCUUAUAUCUAUCUAAAACUAAAUAUUAUUAAAAAUAUCUGUAUUAAAUGUAUUAUUAUAUAUAUACUGCAAUAAUCCAGACUAUAUUUUGCAUUGUGUGGUUAUGACGGGUUAGGGUUACGGUUAGCUUAACCCUAACCCGUGUGUAAUUUUUUUUCCCAAAUGAGUGGUUGCCGUAACCCUGGGAGACCAAACUUAGACACACAAUCCUAAAGCAAACAGUUUGAUACGUCAGUAUUAACUAAGUAAAUGACAGACAUAAACAAACAAGUCAUAAUGAAAGUCUGUUUCACUGUACCUGUAAAAUGUUGUCUCCCACUGAAAAAAAAAUGGCCUAACAUAGACUAAUACAAGCCUGGAGUGUAAUCUGUAGCAAAUAAAAUCAAUUUACACAUAUAAGAAAAACAUUUAUAACUACUGUUUAGCCAAAAUACCUGUUUAACUCAGUUGUCCUACUUACUAGAAAGCGUUCUCGCUUAUAUUCCUUAUAUAUAAAAUACCCACGUUACUAUACUCUACACUAUAUGUUUCCUUUGCACUAAUGAUGCUUUGGUGUAUUUUUUGAUUAUACAUUUAUACCAAGCCUAAUAAUCAGCUUAAAUUUUGUGUGGAAUGUAGAAAUAAAUUUUACAAUCAUAUGUAAAUGCGUUACUAUAUAAUAUACAGUGUAUCACUUUAAAUGGAUAUAGGUGCAUGAAAUUUCCUUUUUUUACUCCACGUGGAUGAAGUGAUACCAAUCCCCUGUGUGUAUCUGUGUGUUUUUGUCCUACACAUAAUAAACUUCUUUGGCAUGUU
Molecule: messenger RNA, 2834 nt
Organism: Toxotes jaculatrix (banded archerfish)
Lineage: Eukaryota; Metazoa; Chordata; Actinopteri; Toxotidae
Gene: traf2b
Product: Tnf receptor-associated factor 2b
Exons: 11
Coding region: 164-1717 (517 amino acids)
Biological process (GO): protein K63-linked ubiquitination; activation of NF-kappaB-inducing kinase activity; positive regulation of canonical NF-kappaB signal transduction
Cellular component (GO): plasma membrane signaling receptor complex; cytoplasmic side of plasma membrane
Molecular function (GO): ubiquitin-protein transferase activity; zinc ion binding; tumor necrosis factor receptor binding
Source: RefSeq, a predicted model, not a curated record